Fimicolochytrium jonesii is the source of this 941-nucleotide messenger RNA. RefSeq lists its product as uncharacterized. The coding region runs from base 193 to 840 and encodes 215 amino acids. Lineage: Eukaryota; Fungi; Chytridiomycota; Chytridiomycetes; Spizellomycetales; Powellomycetaceae. The transcript has a single exon. The record is from RefSeq and is a predicted model, not a curated record.
CAGGUAUCUAAAGAAGGUUAGGAGAGAAAGUCAGACGCACAUCAAAGUUGGAAUUUGGGCGUCGACUGAAGCUCAGGUCGGGAAGGGGAAUGAAGAUGGGAUGUGUUCUGGGAAGCUUAGGAUACGUACGUCAUACCAGCUUCCCUCCAGAAGAACGACAUUGUUGGUUACGCUGUGGGGGUUUGCGUUGGGAUGAAUGGGAGUCGUCGUUGUUCAGCCUUGUUCAGCAGCAUUAGGAACACGUAUGACCAAUUGUGUGGCUUGUGCGGUGGCGCAGGGCUCAGAACGGCGCUUUUCCCAGCGGCGGAGGAUUGCCAUCCUGAUUGCAUCAGAGAGAUCCCCACGAGAUCCCCACGAGAUCCCGUCUGCAGCAGAUCCAGCAUGUUAGCGGAGGCAGCAGCCCGUCGCAAAGACCAUGGACCUCCUUACCAUCUUUGCGACCGUCUGCUCUCCAUCCCGCACCGUGGUACUGCGUGCAAUACAUCCUUACCCACGCAAAAGCAGGACCAACCAAAGUGUUCGACCCACCGAAAAACCCCCCACUCUCACGCAGGCCUAAAACCCCUGCGAGUCCGUGGCCGUUUCUCACCGCCCCAUUCCAGGGGUCCUAGUCGAUCAACGGCCCGACGACGGCGUUCUGCCAGAGUUACCGUGUGCUUUGUACUUGUUGGUCCUAAGGGGGUGGCUGUUUUCCGGACACCCUCUUUCUGUGAUAUCUUUUCGUCCUUGGCGAGAGGAACAUGGAGCGUUGCUAGAUUGAAUCAUCAUGGGUAUCAUAGUACGUCGGUGGUUCGCAAAUUACGCUUUGACCUCGGCGCCUCCAUUCACCCGGACAUGUGAUUUUGGUGUGAUUUGCAUGACUUUGAUUUUGAUGUGAGAUGAUGGAUUGAUGUGAUUCGGUCGAUCUCGAGCCACUGGGGACCGAAUAAUGAACAACAGAG